GCCAAUGGCAUCGUCUUCAGACUCAUGGAUGAAGGAGUAUAAUGAAGCCGUGAAACUUGCUGAUGAUAUCAGUGGCAUGAUUUCUGAACGGAAUUCGUUUGCUACAUCUGGACCUGAAACCCAGCGCCAUGCAUCUGCUAUAAGAAGGAAGAUAACAAUAUUAGGGACUAGACUUGAUAGCUUGCAAUCCCUUUUGUCAAAGCUUCCUGGGAAACAGCCUAUAUCUGACAAGGAGCUGAAUCGGCGUAAGGACAUGAUUGCAAAUUUGAGGUCAAAAGUUAACCAAAUGGCAUCAACAUUGAAUAUGUCUGGCUUUGCAAACAGGGAUAGUUUGCUUGGACCAGAUACAAAACCGGCUGAUGCCAUGACCAGAACAGUUGGCUUGGAUAACGGUGGACUUGUUGGACUUCAACGGCAAAUUAUGAGCGAGCAAGAUGAGGGCCUUGAGAAAUUGGAGCAGACUGUAACAAGUACAAAACAUAUUGCACUGGCUGUAAAUGAAGAACUGGAUUUACACACAAGACUCAUUGAUGACUUGGACCAGAAUGUAGAUGUUACAGAUUCUCGGCUGCGGAGGGUGCAGAAGAACUUGGCAGUUUUGAAUAAGCGUACGAAGGGUGGUUGCUCCUGCUUGUGUUUGCUUUUAGCAGUUGUUGGUAUAGUGGUUUUGGUUGGUGUUAUAUUUCUGUUGAUCAAAUUUUUGUAAGGAUACUGAUUCUGGAGUUGGCAAAAAAAGUAAUGAUACUGAUUCAGGGACUCGAUUGCCUUCUCCUCU
Neltuma alba is the source of this 775-nucleotide messenger RNA. RefSeq names its product syntaxin-52-like. The record is from RefSeq and is a predicted model, not a curated record. Gene Ontology annotation, molecular function: SNAP receptor activity; SNARE binding. Gene Ontology annotation, cellular component: SNARE complex; membrane; endomembrane system. Gene Ontology annotation, biological process: vesicle fusion; vesicle-mediated transport; intracellular protein transport. NCBI's taxonomy places the organism in Eukaryota, Viridiplantae, Streptophyta, Magnoliopsida, Fabales, Fabaceae.